Amoebophrya sp. A120 is the source of this 195-nucleotide messenger RNA. NCBI's taxonomy places the organism in Eukaryota, Dinophyceae, Syndiniales, Amoebophryaceae. The record is from the annotation of a GenBank genome assembly.
AAGUUUUAUGGUUUUCUUGAUGCAUGGCCGCAAAGAAACGAUGUUGAUUUGUCGCUGAAUCUUUCAAGGACCAGACAAGAUGAGCGCAGUCACAGCUGCGCUGCCGGUGCGGAUCGCAACUGCCACGAGCGCGAGCGGCGGUAUUACAAAUCUCGCCGGGAGCGCCAGUGCAGCGGCCCCAUGGUCGAAGGGAAC